CUCAUCUUCAACUCCAUAAAAUUCCCGUGCUCCAUACACCCUAGUGACCCUACGCAUCUUCCGUGUUCGGAGUCGAAUAGAAACGACCAACUUUGAAAACAUUCUCAGCAAUGGAGGAAAUCUCGCAAUCAUCCGCGCCACCACUUGAUUCCCUCAAACUGGCCCACAAGAUUACCGUAGUCGCCGGCGCAGAAGCUCACACUCUCACCCUCACCGGUUUCUAUUCAUUCAAUUUAUCAUUUCAAUUGUUACUUAAUCAUUAUCGUUAGUGCAUAAGUUUUUUCAUUUUCCUUUUUGUUGAGCUAAAAGUGUUCUCUUGCAGCAGAUGGGAGUGUUUAUUUAAAAGUAGUCUGGAAAAUACAUGACUAUCAAUUCUGUUAGUUGUUUAUGACUCCAUAAUGGUAAUUUUGAUGUGAUAGUUUUUCGUGAAUAUAAUUGCAGAUGAAAGUGGAAAAGCUGAUGAAGGUCUCUCCUUCUCACUUGUUCCUCGUGUAAAAUUUAAGUUUACCAUGGGCUGCACAGAUUCCAGGGGUGGGAAUGUAACUGCGUUUAAUAUAAAAUGUUUUCUCUCCGCCUACUUCCACUGUUUCCAAGUGCAUAACAGAUAUCUCGAAAUUCCAGCUUGUGACAUCAAUGUCCAUCUUCUGGAUCAGACUAAAAUCGUUAAAAAUGAAGGGACGUGGAUAAUGGCAUAUGGCUGCGUCUAUAUUAGAGACGAUAGAUUUACAUCUAAAGAGUUUUAUAUCGGACUUCGUAACUUCUUGCUGACGAAGUUUAAACCAUAUAAAGUCAAAUGGAUGAAUUUCACCUAUCCACUUACAAUAACCCUGCCACCCGAAGAAGAUCCAGAUAAAAUGAUGGCUUCCAUUCCAAUCACUUCCCGAACUGCUUAUAACCCAGAGAUACCUACUCUCAUUAUUAAGGGUUUGAAUCAAUGGUUUGCUGAGCAACCUGGAUCACUUCGCAUGUUACUAGAGACUCUGGGUGUGGUUAGGUCUUUUGGUUUUGGUGAUGACGGAAUCUCGAUUCAGUAUGAAGAUUGUUACACAGCAUUGAAAUCCCUAUGUGGAUGCUCUUUAGGACGCAAGAUGGAUGUAGAAGGUGUGCAAUCUGUCUCUAUUGUUGACUAUGUUCUCACAUGGAAGGAAGAGAAGAGGGCGACAAACCUACCUUGUUGUCUCCACCCUUAAGAAGACAACCAAUCGUGUUUGACCCAAAUGACAAUGACACGUUUAUCAAGAAGAAAAGGAAACAUGUUUGACCCAAGUUGGAGAGUGCUUGGAAAUGACACAUGGUAGUACCACAGUUGUCUCGGCGGUAAGACAAGUUGCGGCGUCAGCCAACUGCCAUAUCGCCUAGGUGACAAGGCCCCCGCCUAGACGACAAUUAGGCGACUAGUAGCACAUUAUAAAUAUUUAUAAUAUAUUAUAUAUAUUUCCGCCAACCAUUUUUCUUCUCCCCCCUGCUUCUUUCUCCUUUCUUUUUUCCUUGUUACUUUUGCCGGAGCUGUUCGACAAGUCGCCCGCCAAGACGACAGUUAGGCGACUAGUUUUAUUUCAAUUCCGAAUUGCUAGUAUGUGCCGUAUCAUAAAAACAAAGGAAGAAGAAAGUAGCAGUGAGAGGGAGAAAUGUUUGGUGGAAGAGAAAGGGAGAAGAAAGUACGAGGUGAGAGGGAGAAUUGGAGAAAUGUCUGGGGAAGAAGAAAGUUGGCAGGAGGGGGAUAACUUCUCCAGUUCUCCCGGAGGAGAAUGAAAAAGAAAAGAAAAAAUAAAAUAAAAAAUGAACAAUCGGGUUGCGCCACGUUAGCAAUGCAACUGGGUAACCCGGAACUUCACCUGAUAAAUUAGAAAUUUGAUUGUUUUUGUAAAGUUGGUUGGCUUAAUUGGGGUUUUUUAGUUCGAGGGUUUAAUUGACUUUUUUAUACACUAUGUGGGCC
This is a messenger RNA of Cuscuta epithymum, 1936 nucleotides long. The record is from the annotation of a GenBank genome assembly. Lineage: Eukaryota; Viridiplantae; Streptophyta; Magnoliopsida; Solanales; Convolvulaceae.